Molecule: messenger RNA, 2662 nt
Organism: Phoenix dactylifera (date palm)
Lineage: Eukaryota; Viridiplantae; Streptophyta; Magnoliopsida; Arecales; Arecaceae
Product: auxin efflux carrier component 3a-like
Biological process (GO): auxin export across the plasma membrane; auxin polar transport
Cellular component (GO): endoplasmic reticulum; plasma membrane
Molecular function (GO): auxin efflux transmembrane transporter activity
Source: RefSeq, a predicted model, not a curated record
CUGAAAGCUGUUUGCUGUUGGACGCAAUAGCUCUUUCUCCCGCCCGAAGAACGAGUCCAUGUGAACAUUUCGCUGGCCGUCGCUGCUCCGCUCCGCGUGUAUAAAUAGCCAGCAAACGGGGAAGUUGGAUAGCCAUAGGUUCGCUACUUGCUUUCCGCUCCUGAACAGCUUAAGCUCGCUUCCCAGCUCUCCCCCCCCCCCGACAAGAAAGAGAGAACUCACACCCCAUCAUUAAAGAACCCCAAAGUUCCCAAAACUCACUCCCUUAUCCGAAACAGAGCAAAAGGAGCACAUCGCCCAAUUCUCCGCCGCAUGCCAUUGCCUCUUCCGGCGAUAGCACCACCACCACCACCACCAUCACCAGAAGAUCCGGCGGCGGCGGCAUCGGAGGAAUAAAAAGAGCGGCGGGGAUGAUCACGUGGCACGACCUGUACACGGUGCUGACGGCGGUGGUGCCGCUGUACGUGGCGAUGAUCCUGGCCUACGGGUCGGUGCGGUGGUGGGGGAUCUUCUCGCCCGACCAGUGCUCCGGCAUCAACCGCUUCGUCGCCAUCUUCGCCGUCCCCCUGCUCUCCUUUCACUUCAUCUCCACCAACGACCCCUACACCAUGAACUUCCGCUUCAUCGCCGCCGACACCCUGCAGAAGCUCAUCGUCCUCGCGGCCCUCGCCGCCUGGACCCGCCUCUCCUCCCGCGGCUCCCUCAACUGGGCGAUCACCGUCUUCUCCCUCGCCACCCUCCCCAACACCCUCGUCAUGGGAAUUCCCCUCCUCAUCGCGAUGUACGGCGGCUUCUCCGGAUCCCUCAUGGUCCAGGUCGUCGUCCUCCAGUGCAUCAUCUGGUACACCCUCCUCCUCUUUCUCUUCGAGUACCGUGCCGCCCGCCUCCUCAUCGCCGACCAGUUCCCCGACACCGCCGCCUCCAUCGUCUCCUUCCGCGUCGACUCCGACGUCGUCUCCCUCGACGGUGGCCGCGACCUCCUCCAGGCCGACGCCGAGGUCGGCGGCGACGGCAAGAUCCACGUCACCGUCCGCCGCUCCAACGCCUCCCGCCGCUCCGUCUCCAUGGCCAUGACCCCGCGCCCCUCCAACCUCACCGGCGCCGAGAUCUACUCCCUGAGCUCCUCCCGGAAUCCUACUCCACGGGGAUCCAACUUCAAUCACUCCGACUUCUUCGCCAUGGUCGGCGGCGCCCCGCCCCCCCUUCGCCCCUCUAACUUCGGCCCUGCCGACCUCUACUCUCUCCACUCCUCCCGUGGCCCCACACCGCGCCCCUCCAACUUCGACGACGGCGGCGCCGCCGUCGGAUCCCCACGCUUCGGACCUUACCCGGCUCCCAACCCGGAGAUCUCCUCUGCCGCCGUGACAAAGAAACCUACAGCCACCAAUCCGACCCUUCCGGCGCCGGCUUCAGAGACGCAGCAGCAGCAGAACAGAGCGGCCCACCAUGACGCGAAGGAGCUCCACAUGUUUGUUUGGAGCUCCAGCGCGUCGCCGGUAUCCGAGGUCGGCGGGCUGCACGUGUUCGGCGGCGCGGACUUCGCCGCCCCGGACCUCGCCGGCCGGCUGGACCAUGGCGGCGCCAAGGAGAUCCGCAUGCUCGUCCCGGCCGAUCUCCCCCAAAACGGCGGAACCAAAGGAGCGGCGAUACCGGAGUGUGUGGAUUACGGAUGUGGAGGAGAAGAAUUUAGCUUCGUAGGACGGAAGGGAUUAGAAGACUUGGAGGAGAGAGACAGGGAAAGCGGACCGGAUGGGUUAUCGAAGCUGGGGUCGAGCUCGACGGCGGAGCUCCACCCGAAGGGCGGCGGAGGGCCGUCCGACGGAACGAAGCACACCCACCCCCUGAUGCCUCCAGCUAGCGUCAUGACCCGUCUGAUCCUCAUCAUGGUGUGGCGCAAACUGAUCCGCAACCCUAACACCUACUCCAGCCUCAUUGGCCUCAUCUGGUCCCUCGUCGCCUUCCGGUGGCACAUAGCGAUGCCGAAAAUAAUAGAGAAGUCGAUCUCCAUACUAUCGGACGCCGGGCUGGGAAUGGCUAUGUUUAGCUUAGGGUUGUUCAUGGCGCUGCAGCCGAAGAUCAUCGCGUGCGGGAACUCGGCGGCGACCUUCGCGAUGGCCGUACGGUUCCUCACCGGCCCGGCUGUCAUGGCCGCGGCAUCCGUCGCCGUCGGCCUCCGCGGCGUCUUCCUCCACGUGGCCAUCGUACAGGCGGCCCUUCCGCAAGGCAUCGUCCCCUUCGUGUUCGCCAAGGAGUAUAACGUCCAUCCCGCUAUUCUUAGCACGGCGGUGAUUUUUGGGAUGCUGAUAGCUCUUCCGAUUACGAUGGUAUACUACAUCAUCCUGGGAUUAUGACGCGGUUUAAAGCGAGGAAAUGUUAUCAUGAUAAUGGAAGUAUACGCAACACGUGCGAAUCCGUGACGACGAAUUGCUCCCUAGCGCAUUGCGGGUCCCACUACCGGUAAACUCUGGAGGAGAGUCGGAAAGAGAGCGGCGCGUUUUUCGGCAAAAGAGAAGCCGAAUUAUUCGUUAUUUAAAAUAUUUGCCUCUCACAUCUGUGUUUUUUUUUUUUUUGGUAAAUAACCAUCUGUGUUCGAAACUCAACUGGAGAAUUACUUUUUUUAUCUGUAAUUCCAUUAUAGGGAAAGAUUUUGUUUGGGACUUUA